GUUGGAUCCUUCUGUUUAUCGGAGGUAGCAUCGGGUUCUGACGCGUUUGCCAUGAAGGCAGUGGCAAAACAAGACGGUGAUGAUUAUCUUAUUACGGGCACGAAAACGUGGAUUACAAAUGCAGGCCAUGCUAGCUUCUUUUUGGUGUUCGCCAAUGCUGAUCCGUCUAAAAAGUAUAAAGGCAUCACAUGUUUCCUUGUUGACCGUAAUGAGGAAGGUGUACAAGUUGAGCGUAAGGAGGACAAACUUGGUAUACGGGCUUCAUCGACUUGUCCGGUUCAUUUUGAAAAUGUUCGCGUUCCGAAAUCUGCUAUACUUGGUGAAUUUGGCAAAGGAUUAGCUCAAGGUUGUUACGACAAUGCUAUACCACAUCUUCAAGAGCGAAAGCAGUUUGGAUCAAGGAUCAUUGAUUUCCAGGGCAUUCAACAUCAGAUAGCUCAAGCAGCUGUAGAGAUUGAAGCAGCUAGGUUACUCGUCUACAACGCGGCCAGAAUGAAAGAUAACGAUAUCAAGUAUGUGAAAGAGGCGGCCAUGGCAAAGCUCUACUCUUCUCAGGUAGCUACAAAUGUGACAUCUAAGUGCGUUGAAUGGCUAGGAGGUGUAGGUUUCACGAAAGAGUAUCCCGUGGAAAAAUUCUACCGUGAUGCCAAAAUUGGCAAGUUUGAAAAGCAUCAUUUUUUU
Molecule: messenger RNA, 681 nt
Organism: Cylicostephanus goldi
Lineage: Eukaryota; Metazoa; Nematoda; Chromadorea; Rhabditida; Strongylidae
Source: the annotation of a GenBank genome assembly